This is a messenger RNA of Diatraea saccharalis (sugarcane borer), 530 nucleotides long. Lineage: Eukaryota; Metazoa; Arthropoda; Insecta; Lepidoptera; Crambidae. The record is from the annotation of a GenBank genome assembly.
AUGGAUCAUGACCCACGGGCUCAGUGCAAAUUGUUCAGCAAAGCACCAGCUGUUCCAAUAUCUAAUAGAAAGCAUGAAUAUACUGAGAACAUAAAUAACGGGAACUUUUACUUGCAGAAUCUAGCUAGUAUUCUAUCAAGCAGUAAGAAAUAUGGUCCGCCAGAUAGCAUACACCGUCAGAAGCGGAGGAAAUUCACUGAAACACUACUUCUGAGGCGGUGUUCACACAACUGUAACGUGGUAGAUGAAAUGGUCGACUGCAAUCAUUUACCUUUGACGUCCAAAUAUGUAGCAGGUAGUGUUUCGGAAUCUUCUUUAAAGGAUAUUUAUUUAGCUCGUUAUUCAGUUAAUGAAUCACAACAUAGCUUUAAGUAGUGUGAAAACGGUGUACUUAGAUAUCAAAAUUGUUUAUUUGUUAUUGUGAAUAAAAGAGUAUUCAACAGUUGCUGUCGGUCUAUUAUUUUUUUAGAACUCAGCUAGUUGCACAAAGUUUAAAAGCGACAUUAUCCAUACAAAUUUGAAAUUCAUUG